Messenger RNA from Brugia malayi, 1008 nucleotides. RefSeq lists its product as uncharacterized. The transcript has 6 exons. The coding region runs from base 1 to 1008 and encodes 335 amino acids. The record is from RefSeq and is a predicted model, not a curated record. Lineage: Eukaryota; Metazoa; Nematoda; Chromadorea; Rhabditida; Onchocercidae.
AUGGUGCAACAUGUUAUAGCAUUUUAUCAUAUAUCUCCGGAGAAAUUUAUCAGUUUAUCACUAGAAGCUUGCUCAUAUGAAAGACAAUCACUCAAAGAUAACGUUAUGGUUUUAUUCCCAGAAACAGUACGAUCUUGUGGAUCGUUUCAUACCAGUAAGAGACAUGACGACUACAACACUGAUUUGAAACAUGUUACCAGUCUAGAACCUACUGUGCAAAUUAUUUGGCAUGAAAUGGGUAAUCCAAACACUUGUGAAUUGGAAUAUAAGGGUUAUCAAGAAAACUAUCGAAUAUCACCCGACCUAGGAUAUUACAUUGGAUGUCAAAAAGCGCUUUCACAUUACAUAUCACAGUUAGCUAUUAGAAAGACACCAAUUUGGAAUACCAGUAACGCAAACUGCCCACUGAAGAGUUUACCGAAAAGUUAUGAGGAUUAUCUAGCAUGUGAUUUUACACACGGCAAGUGGUAUGAAGUGUUUUUCAAGAGUAUGAUACGUUAUGAAGUUUAUCAUAAAAAAGUUUACAGAACAUUCUGGUCCAACCAUUCCAGCAUUUUUUUAAUCAUGCCCCGCUUUCUGACCAAAACCAAUUACACGGAGGUAGAUUGGCUUCCAAAACUUAUUUCAUUUAAAGUGAGGUCAAUAAAUUGCGAUGACGCGGAAUUUUCGUUAAAUAUAAAUCCAAACUGGUCGCAACCGAUUUCAUUCAUCAUUCAUUAUCGCAUCCGUCUCGAUAAUCAUGUACAUUAUAUAAGUUUGAUAGGGAACCGUACAGUGGACGAUUGGAUGAGCGAUACUUUUAUUUUGAUACCAUCGCAUGCAAUUCAUGAAGUUUGCUAUAAGAUGACCUGGGAAUCGUAUGAACAUCAAUUUGAGAAUUGUAUUCCGUUCCAAAUCGACCAGAAAUGUUUUGAAAGAAGUAAUGCGCAGCUGUCUGUGAAUAAAUAUAUCGUCAUGAUAUGGCUGAUCGUUGUGCAAUUUACUGUGAUGUCAUUAACUACAAAAUAA